Pichia membranifaciens NRRL Y-2026 is the source of this 312-nucleotide messenger RNA. RefSeq lists its product as hypothetical. Bases 1 to 312 code for a protein of 103 amino acids. Gene Ontology annotation, biological process: nucleosome assembly. The transcript has a single exon. Gene Ontology annotation, molecular function: DNA binding; structural constituent of chromatin; protein heterodimerization activity. Gene Ontology annotation, cellular component: nucleosome. NCBI's taxonomy places the organism in Eukaryota, Fungi, Ascomycota, Pichiomycetes, Pichiales, Pichiaceae. The record is from RefSeq and is a predicted model, not a curated record.
AUGUCCGGUAGAGGAAAAGGUGGAAAAGGUCUAGGUAAGGGUGGUGCCAAGAGACACAGAAAGAUUCUCAGAGAUAACAUCCAGGGUAUCACAAAGCCAGCCAUCAGAAGAUUGGCAAGAAGAGGUGGUGUGAAGAGAAUCUCUGCCUUGAUUUACGAGGAAGUGAGAGCUGUCUUGAAGACCUUCUUAGAAAACGUCAUCAGAGACGCGGUCACCUAUACCGAACACGCCAAGAGAAAGACCGUCACUUCGUUGGACGUUGUCUACGCUUUGAAGAGACAAGGUAGAACCUUGUACGGUUUUGGUGGUUAA